AUGGCUGAUAACUUGACACUGGUAGUGGUUGGGGACGAGGGCGUGGGGAAAUCAGCGCUUGCAGUGCGGUUCUGUCUAGACCAAUUCGCCGAGGGCUUCGAACCAACGAUGAAUGAUUCAUAUCGCACGCGAAUGGUGGUUGACAACAGGCCUUGCAUCCUCGAGAUUAUAGACACGGCGGGGCGUGGGGAAUAUGCUGCGCUCCGUGAAGAUUACAUUCGCGAUGGGGACGCAUUUAUUAUUGCAUACAGCAUCACCUCUCGGGAGUCCUUCUCUCAUGUUCGAACGUACUACAGCAAUAUCAAACAAGUGAAAGAAGACAUGGAGGCGGAAAAUACUUUAAAGCUGUCGCCCUCCAAGCGCCCGGUUCGUUCGCCCAUCAUCCUGGUGGGUACUAAGAAUGAUGUGCAAGCUCAGCGUGAAGUCUCCCACAAGGAAGGACGGAUGCUCUCAAAGUCGCUAGACUGCUGGUUCUAUGAAACAUCACCUAAGUGUGGCUCAGAUGUAGAGAGGGCGUUUAGUGAUGUUAUUAGAUGCUUUCGGCAAGAGAAUCUUCCCGGUCAUCCCAAACCUCCAGCGUCGAAGCGAUCAAGGAAGGGUCAACAUAGACGGAAGGUCCAUGACGCACGCAGGUGCAUCGUUUCGUAA
Molecule: messenger RNA, 648 nt
Organism: Penicillium mononematosum
Lineage: Eukaryota; Fungi; Ascomycota; Eurotiomycetes; Eurotiales; Aspergillaceae
Exons: 2
Coding region: 1-648 (215 amino acids)
Biological process (GO): signal transduction
Cellular component (GO): plasma membrane
Molecular function (GO): GTP binding; GTPase activity; GDP binding
Source: RefSeq, a predicted model, not a curated record